Molecule: messenger RNA, 3046 nt
Organism: Zerene cesonia (dogface butterfly)
Lineage: Eukaryota; Metazoa; Arthropoda; Insecta; Lepidoptera; Pieridae
Gene: Prp40
Product: pre-mRNA-processing factor 40 homolog A
Exons: 18
Coding region: 256-2715 (819 amino acids)
Biological process (GO): mRNA cis splicing, via spliceosome
Cellular component (GO): U2-type prespliceosome; U1 snRNP
Molecular function (GO): protein binding; RNA binding
Source: RefSeq, a predicted model, not a curated record
UCUGUGGUCGCGACAGGCCGAGACAGAGACACCAAAGAGUAGUAUAAUAAUACAGAGAGAGACUGUUGAAGUCUUGAGUAGUUUUUGCUUUUGGAGAAACCGGUGAUAUUAGCCACUGAAAUAUCAUUGGAAUAAGAAUAACUUUAGAUACUAUAAAGCCGACACAUAAUUCUAUUAUUCUACCAAUUCAUUAUUAGGCCAGAACUGUGUUGUGCCUUUCAAUGGAAUAGUCGUUGGAUUAGGUAUUGAUACAACAUGGAUACUUCAAGAACAAGCUCUCCUGGUAUGAUGGCACCAGCGCCAAUGUUGCCACCACCUAUGCUAGGUGGUAUGCCUCCUCCGAUGCCUCCAGCUGUUGCCAUGCCUCCUGUGCCUGGCAUGCCACCAAACAUGGCUGGUAUCCCUCCUCCAAUGGGGUUUCCUCCAAUGAUGCCAUUUUCUAUGCCACCACCUGGUUUUCCACCAUUCAAGCCAGACAUGAGUGCACCGGCUCCUGAAAUAUCACCCAUGGCUAACCAGAACAGUCCAUGGUCUGAGCAUAAAGCACCAGAUGGACGCACAUACUAUUACAAUUCUAUAACAAAGCAGAGCCUUUGGGAAAAACCAGAUGAUUUGAAAACUGCAGCUGAGAAACUUUUGUCAUCUUGUGUCUGGAAAGAGUACACAACAGAUGCUGGCCGUGUUUACUAUCAUAAUAUUGAGACAAAAGAAUCCAGUUGGGUGAUUCCAAAAGAAUUACAAGAUAUCAAAGAUAAAAUUGCAGCCGAAGAGGCAACUCAAACUGGUUUAAAUGCAGAAUUACCUACUGGUGAUGUACCUUUGCCUUCAUCACCUGCCACAGGUGCAACUGGGAGCUCAGCCUUGGAUGAAGCAAUGGCCAAAACUUUAGCUUCCAUUGAUCCUUCUUUAGCUAAUGCCAUUCCGAUACCUGAUGAAAUCAAACCUGAAGAAAUUGCAGCACCACCACUUAUGAAUGGCAGUGAAGGAUCAGAAUUACCACCUGAAUUCCAGUACAAGGAUAAAAAAGAAGCCAUAGAGGCCUUUAAGGAACUUUUGCGUGAUAGGAAUGUGCCAUCUAAUGCAUCAUGGGAACAAUGUGUUAAGAUAAUAUCAAAAGAUCCACGUUACACUACAUUCAAGAAAUUAAGUGAGAAAAAACAAGCUUUCAAUGCUUACAAGACACAAAAGCUUAAGGAUGAGCGAGAAGAACAGAGAUUGAAGACUAAGAAGAAUAGGGAGAAUUUAGAAGAAUUUCUGUUAAGUUGUGACCGGGUGACAUCACUCACUAAAUAUUAUAAAUGUGAGGAAAUGUUUGGGAAUCUUGAGAUUUGGCGCUGUGUACCGGAUUCUGAUCGUCGCGAUAUAUAUGAGGAUUGCAUUUUCACAAUUACCAAACGGGAAAAAGAAGAAGCGAAAGCACUAAAGAAACGCAAUAUGAAAAUGUUGGCUCAGGUGUUAGAGAAUAUGAGUGAAAUUACCUACAACAGUACUUGGAGUGAAGCCCAGGUGUUGCUUCUGGAAAACUCUGCGUUUAAAAAUGAUGUUAGUCUAUUGGGAAUGGAUAAGGAAGAUGCACUGAUAGUAUUCGAACAACACAUAAGAAACUUGGAGGCUGAGUAUACUCAAGAAAAAGAACAGGUCAAGAAAAGGAAUAAACGGCAACAGAGAAAAAACAGGGAUAACUUUUUGGCUUUGCUUGACGGACUGCAUGAAGAAGGCAAAUUAACAUCAAUGUCACUAUGGGUUGAGCUGUAUCCAGUUAUUUCUGCUGAUAUGAGGUUUUCAGCUAUGCUUGGUCAAAGCGGAUCGACGCCGUUAGAUCUGUUCAAAUUCUACGUGGAGAACUUGAAGGCGCGUUUCCACGACGAGAAGAAGGUUAUAAAGGAAAUUCUCAAGGAGAAGCAGUUCGAAGUGAAAGCUGACACCACGUUCGAGGAGUUUGCUACUGUCGUAUGCGAGGACAGCAAGUCAGCCUCGCUAGACGCGGGCAAUGUCAAACUUACAUAUAACUCGCUGCUUGAAAAGGCCGAAGCGCGAAACAAGGAGAAGAUAAAAGAAGAGACGAAAGCGCAGAAGAAGAUCGAGAGCGCGUUCAAGUGGGCGCUAACUGAUGCCGAUGUGGACCACCAGCUCAGCUGGCAGGAGGUGCGCGAGAAACUGGACCUCAAUGCGCCGGAGUUUGCCGCUGUGCCCAAUGAAGAAGACAGGAUUAGGAUAUAUAAGGACUUCCAACAUGAACAAGAGGAUAGCUGUAUGCAUUAUCAUCAUCCAAAGCCAAAGAAAUCGAAGAGAUCAAAGAAGAAGAAGCGAUCUCGCUCUGCGUCUAUGUCGGUAUCGCGAUCGCCGUCGCCAGUUCUGCCACCUCGCUCUGACAGCCGCAGCCGGGACAAGGGCGAGCGAGAGGCAGAUAGAGCUGAGAAGAGUGACCGUGAGAAGGCGGAACCGGGAGAGCUGGAAAAGGGAGAGGUGGAACGCUCGCCAACACCCGCUUCGCCGUCGUCGGACGAUACGCGCAAACAUAAGAAGUCUAAGAAGAAACAUAGGAAACAUUCGCCGCCGCCGAAAUCUCCGACCCCAGAAGAGGGUGGUAUAUCUGAAGAGGAGGUGCCUCGUCCUAAGAAAAAGAGCAAGAGGUCUGCGCCGAGCAGCCCCGAGGACGAGCCCUCGCACAAGCCUAAGAAGAAGAAGGACAAGAAAGACAAGAAGGAACGAUAACCAUAAUAUUCAUGGGGCGCGUUUAGCGGGGCGGUCGUUAGUCAUGUACUCGUAUUAUAAGGCGCGGUAAUUAACGGCUCGUCCAGAAAGGACGAAACGGGCGGACGUUUUGGAUUACAUUGCGAGUGCGUUAGCGUUAGCAAUAUACGCCAAAACGUGCCGGCCAGUAAAUAAUGUGUAUGCAUGCGAAGGUCGGGCGCCGCGGUGCCGGCGUGGAGCGACGCCGAGCUGGAGUCGCGGCGCGCGGCGCUGCUCGCGCAGCUGCACGAGCAGGAGACCGACUGACGUCGCCCGCACAUACACAUCUUCAACGACUACCCGCGCCCGCGCC